Hibiscus syriacus is the source of this 1502-nucleotide messenger RNA. RefSeq names its product protein TIFY 6B-like. The record is from RefSeq and is a predicted model, not a curated record. Gene Ontology annotation, cellular component: nucleus. The transcript has 7 exons. Lineage: Eukaryota; Viridiplantae; Streptophyta; Magnoliopsida; Malvales; Malvaceae. Bases 165 to 1220 code for a protein of 351 amino acids. Gene Ontology annotation, biological process: regulation of defense response; response to wounding; regulation of jasmonic acid mediated signaling pathway.
UUUUGGCUUCAGUUUUUAUUUUUUCAUGUUUGGUGGAGGAAAGAAAAAAAAAAAAGAGUGAAGAGGGGAUUCGUAGGAAUUGAAAUAUUUUUGUUUACGUAGGUGUUGGGUUGAUUAUUGAGGUGAGUUUUGCUUGAAUUUUGAAAUAACUGAGUCAAAGAACAAUGGAGAGAGAUUUUCUGGGUUUGCAUUCAAAGGAACCAUUGGUUGUGGUUAAGGAAGAGGUUAACACUGAUGGGUACAAAGGUUUUACUAAAAGCUCAGGGAUACAAUGGCCUUUUUCAAACAAGAUUUCUGCUGUUCCACAGCUGAUGAACUUUGAUUUUGCUCAAGGGGAUAAAACUAAAAAGGUCGGAUAUGAUCCGAAAGUAUCCCCUAUGUUCAUGCCUACCUCAACAAUGGAUUCUACUGAACUUCAGAAAUCAUUCAACCACAGUAGGAUAGGUGGGAGUCAUUUUCCAUUGACACCUUCUUAUGUUCAACAAGAUGGUAAGAUGUUUCUGGUCUCAAACCGUGCACCGUUUAUGAAGAAUCAUUAUGCUUCCACCGGUCAAAAUUUGCCUGUUAAUAGCAUGAGACCACAAUUGCUUGGAGGGAUUCCGGUGACAACUCCACAUACGAUUCUUCCCACACUUGGUUCUGUUGGUGGAAGUGUUGAACCAUGGAAAAGCGUCAAGGCCUCUGGAUCUUCUGCUCAAUUGACGAUCUUUUAUGCUGGUGAAGUGAAUGUCUUUGAUGAUAUUACCCCUGAGAAGGCUCAGGCUAUAAUGUUCUUGGCUGGGAAUGGGUCUUCCAUGGCUUCUAGUUCGGCUUAUCCAAAAGACCAAGUCCAGACACCUGUUUUGAAGCCAGUUCGAGUUGAAAGUGUUCCCACUAACCAGAUCAUAAAUACACAACUAAAUUCUGGUAUGUCGAGCCCUCAUGCUGUUGCUGCUCAGUCUGGGACUGGGUCCACUAGUACCGAAGAUCAGAUGAUAUGCAAGACCUCAGGAACUCCAACUCCAUCUACCCCUAUUAGCAAAUUGGAGGCUACGAAAUUGGUGAAUGCCAUGGGAUCUGCUACUGCCACUGGCAUGAUGCCUUCCGUUCCACAGGCUCGCAAAGCUUCCUUGGCUCGGUUUUUGGAGAAGCGCAAGGAAAGGGUAAUGAAUGCAGCAUCGCCAUACAAUUUUAGCAAGAUGUCUAUAGAUUAUGCAACUACGUUAGAAUUGAACGCAUGAGCUUGGCCGCGAGCAACGACGACUUCUCUCUCGGCAACCAAGUAGGGUAAACUGCAAGGUUUAUGAUUCGGAAUUACAAGGCAAAGUUUAUAUCAAGUCUGGCAUUAAAGAAGUGUAAUAUUGACUGCUUAAUUGCCAUCAACUAAAGUUUAUUCGGUAGUUGGUGUAGGGUUAUAUUAUAGACCUUUUGUUUUUCUUUAUAAUGUUAAUGUGGAUGUUUUAGCUACUUUGUAACCCCAUUCAAUUGUUGUUACAUGGUAGAAAUAAUGCAUUUAAGACCCA